AUGCUGCCGCGCUCCCACUCGCACCCGGCGCGGCGGCGCUCCGGCCUCGGCCCGCAGCUCUGCGCCGUCGCCGCGGCGCUGCUCCUGCUCCUCUCCCUCGCCGUCCUCCACUCCCGCCUCUCCUCCUCCUCGCCCUUCCCCCUCUCCUCCUCGUCCCGCUCCCCCGCCACCGACUCCGCCACCACCAACUCCACCGCUCUCCUCGCGGACGACGACGACGACCCCGUGCCCGCCGCGCUCGACCCCGACCUCACCCUCGCCGCUGUGACCACAGCUGCCGCCACCGAGGGCGCCGCGGCUACCAACCCCGACGACGACCGCAUCGACGAGCUCGACGUGCUCGACGAGGACGACUCCUCCGCCAUCACCGACGCGGCCGACGACGUGCCCGCCUCCGCCACCGCCGCGUCCUUCCUCUGGGACCACGCCGCCGGCGUCGCCCGCCUCCCCUUCCGCCUCCCCCCCGCUGGCGACCCCCCGCCCGCGGGGUUCCCCCACUUGGACUCCCCGCGUCGGAUCGCCGCCGCCGCCUUUGGAUCCGACGACGAGCCUGUGGAUCUGGACCUGCGGGUGGAGAUCUCGUCCAUCAGCGGCAUUGAGGACGCGCUGCUCCUCAAGCCCGCCUCCGGCCGUAGCGAGACGCGGCUCCGCUCUGGUUGGGCGCGGUGGCUGGAGGGGAAGGCGGACUACCUCCGGCGCGAUCGGAUGCUCAGGUCCAACUUGGAGUUCCUCAAUCCUCGCAACCACCCUCUGCUCCAGGACCCGGACAGUCCUGGUCUGACUUCACUCACCCGUGGCGACCGCAUGGUGCAGCGGAUGCUCAUCUCAGAAAUUGAGAAAGACUCAUCCAAGAAUUUUGCCCGGCAGAGCCUCAAGUCGUCCGACAAUGAGCAUGGAAUAGGAGCCAUUCUGAAGGAGGAGCCGGAAGAAGUUAGGAGGUGGGGACACUUUCCAGGAAUUGAUCCACAUUUGGGGUUCUCAGAGUUCAUGGAAAGGUUCUUUGAGCAUGGCAAGUGCUCCAUGAGGGUGUUCAUGGUAUGGAACAGCCCUCAGUGGGCGUAUGGUGUUCGGCACCAGCGUGGGCUCGAGAGCUUGCUCCUGCAGCAUCCUGAUGCCUGUGUGGUCAUGCUGUCGGAGACCCUGGAGCUGGAGGCCUUCCAUGAGUUUGUGAAGGAAGGACACAAGGUUGCAGUUGCAGUGCCAAAUCUUGAUGAACUUUUGGAGGGCACACCAACCCACAUUUUUGCAUCGGUGUGGUAUGAAUGGCGGAAAACAGUAAAUUACCCCUUGCAUUACAGUGAGCUAGUACGCCUUGCUGCUCUUUACAGAUAUGGUGGUAUAUACCUUGACUCUGAUAUUAUUGUACUCAAACCAUUGAAAUCCCUCCGAAAUUCUAUUGGUACUGUAAAAGAAGUUUCUAGAGGUUCCAGUUUCAGUGGUGCUGUAUUGGCAUUUGAAAAACAGAGCCCAUUUUUGCUCGAGUGCCUGAAGGAAUGGUAUUCAACAUAUGAUGAUACUCUCAUGCAGUGGAAUGGUGCUGAACUUAUGACAAGAGUAAUAAGAAAUCAUUCUGACAGUGAUCCAAAUAGGGAGCACCUUGAGAUACAGUUGGAACCCUCAUUUACAUUCUACCCCAUAAAUUCUACGGAUAUCAAUAGGUACUUCUCUGAACCAAACAGUACGGCUGAAAGAGCACAACAUGAUGCUCUGUUUUCCAGGAUUCUGAACUACUCUACCACUUUCCACUUCUGGAACAGCAUUACAUCUUCUCUGGUUCCUGAAUCCAACAGUCUUGUUGAGAGAAUUCUUAACCAUUACUGUCUCCAUUGCCUUGAUGUUCUAUAG
Triticum turgidum subsp. durum (durum wheat) is the source of this 1845-nucleotide messenger RNA. Lineage: Eukaryota; Viridiplantae; Streptophyta; Magnoliopsida; Poales; Poaceae. The record is from the annotation of a GenBank genome assembly.